AUGCUAGACAAUCUUCCUGAGGAUAUUAUAAGCUCUAUUAUUCAUCUUUUAACUCAGAAAGAUCAAGCAACAUGUGUUCGCGUCUCUAGACACUGGCAUAAUAUAUUCCAAUCCUCAUUAUAUUCAACCAUCCAACUAAAGAACGAGCGAACAGGCAAUCUUUUCUUAAAAUCGGGAGUCAUGGAUAUAUCGAGUACAUCGGCCAGCGAUUUCAGAUAUCUUGUACGCUCGAUGACUUUGAGGUGGGCUAUUGGCCAAAAAGUAUAUCCCUGGCGUCUACUACUUCGAAGUUUUCCAUUUUUGGAGGACUUAAGUGUGUCUUCCAUGCUAUGGAAUAAUCUUGUGAAGGAGAAUGGCGCUUUGCCAAAUCUAACAAGACUAGCUACCAAUUGCAAAUACACUCCAAUUGACCUUUCGGAUGUAUACGCGAAAAACCUCACGCAUUUUUCAGCCAUGCGUUUUCAGAAAAGAUUACUGUGUAGCCUGAUUAUCAAGAUGCCAAUGUUAAAAGAUCUAACUAUCCAAGUCAUACAACAUACACCAGACGAAGGCUCUCCAAGCCUAGAAUUUCAAGAUAUUGAUAACAUACACGGUUCAUGCAAACAUAUUCAAACAAUCCACUUGCGAAAUCUUACUCUUGCAGGCAACGCUCUCAUUGAACAGUCCCAAGCAACCACCGUACGUUAUUUUAAAUUGAAAAAUGUUAAAGUAACUGAGCCUGAAUGGAUUGUGUACUUUAUCAAAAAAUAUCCAAGACUUCUCAAAAUUUCAAUACAAGUUAUUCGUGCACCUUGGGAUGAUCAGUUUAAUCCACGAAUGGUAUAUCGUUACGAGGAUGCCCUUGGCGAGAUUAAAUCCGGGUUUAUUUGGAGUGAUCUCGAGAUCCUGUCGCUUUCAAAUAUUACCGACAACAAAGCAUACUUCAGCACAUUGAGAUUGGUAAAGCUUCUUGCUCCUUCCUAUAAUCUCAAACAACUUGAGAUUUAUGGAAGUCGUGUAAAACCUUUCUCAGUUGAUUUGAAUAUCAACUGGGCUCUCAAGAACUUUUCAGGAUUACGCGUCUUGAAACUCAAUCGUAUCAAUGUCAUAUAUACUUCAAACGCCUCAUUUGUGAACUCUUGCCUUACACAUUUGGAGCUAGAUAUAAAUCAAUGCUCGGAUGAACUUUUGAAACUGGUUAACGAUAUCUGCCCACAAGCACAUCACAUAAUGUUAAUGUAA
Phycomyces blakesleeanus NRRL 1555(-) is the source of this 1221-nucleotide messenger RNA. RefSeq lists its product as hypothetical. The record is from RefSeq and is a predicted model, not a curated record. NCBI's taxonomy places the organism in Eukaryota, Fungi, Mucoromycota, Mucoromycetes, Mucorales, Phycomycetaceae. The coding region runs from base 1 to 1221 and encodes 406 amino acids. Gene Ontology annotation, molecular function: protein binding. The transcript has a single exon.